Molecule: messenger RNA, 7485 nt
Organism: Coregonus clupeaformis (lake whitefish)
Lineage: Eukaryota; Metazoa; Chordata; Actinopteri; Salmoniformes; Salmonidae
Biological process (GO): cortical actin cytoskeleton organization
Cellular component (GO): cytoskeleton; plasma membrane
Molecular function (GO): structural molecule activity; actin binding
Source: RefSeq, a predicted model, not a curated record
GAAGAAAGAGAAGGAGAAGGGGAAGAAGGAGGAGGAGAAUAAAGAGGUAAAGAAGAAAGAGGAGGGGAAGGGGAAGAAGAAACGGAAGGGCAAAAAGAAAGCAGUGGAGCCGUCCACAACAGAGGUGCAGGUGAAAGCCCCCAUCGCUGCCCCGGAGCCAGAGCUCAGAGCGGAGGCAGAGGGGGAGGCUGAACAGGAGAUGCAGGAGGAGCCUGUAGAGGCCCAGGACCAUCACUCCAUCAGCAGCGCAGAGACACAGCCAGCACAGGAGGAGCAGAAGGCGGACACUGAGGUAGAGAAGGAGGCGGUCGUAGAGGAGGUAGAGAUGAAAGAAGAAACAGAGGAAGAGCUGGCCGAGCAGAUGGAGGAGGUGGGAGAGGCGAACGGAGGGGAGGGGGAGAACACUAACGGAGAAGAGGAGAAGAAGGUGGCAGCAGAGGAGGCCAAACCCUCCAAGCGCCCUCGGAUCAUGCAGUGUAAAGUCACCCUCCUGGACGGCACUCUGUUUGAGUGUGAGCUCGAUAAACAUGCGAAGGGCUCGGAUCUGUUUGUGAAGGUGUGUGACCACCUCAACCUGCUGGAGAGAGACUACUGUGGCCUGGCCGUCUGGGAUACCCCCACCUCCAGGACAUGGCUGGAUGCCUCCAAAGAGAUCCGGAAACAGGUGGCAGAUUAUACAUACGAGUUCACUUUCAACGUGAAGUUCUACCCUCCUGAUCCAGCUCAGCUCACAGAAGACCUCACCAGGUACUACCUGUGUCUACAGCUGCGUAAGGACAUCCUGAGUGGCCUGCUGCCAUGCUCCUUUGUGACUCUGGCCAUGCUAGGCUCCUACACCGCCCAGUCUGAGCUGGGGGAGUAUGACCCAGAGGUCCACAGCUCUAAUUACACCAAGGAGCUGAGGCUGGCCCCGGGACAGGGCAAGGAGCUGGAGGACAAGGUCAUGGAGUUGCACCGUACAUAUAGGUCCAUGAGUCCAGCCCAGGCAGAUAUGUUGUUUCUGGAGAAUGCCAAGAAGCUGUCUAUGUAUGGAGUGGAUCUGCACCAAGCCAAGGAUCUUGAGGGUGUGGACAUCACGCUAGGGGUGUGUUCUGGUGGUCUCAUGGUAUACAAGGACAAGCUGAGGAUCAAUCGUUUCCCCUGGCCCAAAGUCCUCAAGAUCUCCUACAAGCGAAGCAGCUUCUUCAUCAAGAUCCGUCCCUCUGAGCAAGAACAGUACGAGAGCACAAUUGGCUUCAAGCUGCCCAACUACAAGGCCUCCAAGAGGCUGUGGAAGGCCUCAGUGGAACACCAUACCUUCUUCAGGGUGUCUUCCGUGGAGCCCCCGUCGUCCCGCUCCAGGUUCCUGGCACUGGGGUCAAAGUUCAGGUACAGCGGCCGUACCCAGGCCCAGACCCGCCAGGCCAGUUCCAUGAUCGACCGGCCCGCCCCACGCUUCACACGGUCCGCCAGCAAGAGGCUGUCCCGCACCAUCGACGAAGCUGGAGAUGAUGAUCUCCAAGGCUCGCAGCUCUCUGCUAGCCCAAACAAGACCGAGGAUGACGAUAGGUUCCUCACUCUGGGGUCUGACCAACCCCAGCCCUUCUUUUCACCAGUCAAAUACCGCUCUGCCAAGGUGGUAAAGGUAGCCAAGGCCGACAUUCUACAGAGGCUGCUACAACCAAGGCAGGAACAAAGGGAUGACUGGUUCAUGCAACUGGACCACAGCUUUGAGUUUGCAGACACACCUCCAUUCUCUCCCCCAGUCUCCCUGGAGAAGAAGGAGACUAGGCAGGAGAGGAGGGAGGAGGUGAUCAAGAGGCUCCAGGGAGGAGUGUUCCUGGUGGAGAAGCUGAGGGAGGUGGAGGUGUUGGAGGAGAGACUGAGGGAGGUGAAGGUUCUGGAAGAACGGCUGCAGGAGGUGGAAGAGCUGGAGGAGAGGAUACAGGAGGAGGUGGAGGCCAGGCAGCAACAGGAGGAGGAGGAGGGAGGGGUAGAACAGGAGGAGGGGGAGGUAGAGGCAGCAGAAGAGAAUGUGGAGGAAGUAGAUGAGUUGGAGGAGCAGAUAAAGGAGGUGUUUCUCAAAGGGUUGCUGCCAGAUGAGUCAGGGGAAGAUGAGGGACUAAAAGAGGAGAGUAUGGAACAGGCAGAGGAAUCGGAGGAAGGGUGGUCAAAUGUCAUGAGCACCUCCUCUGUGGUUCGGAGAGUAGGGCGGAGGACCCAGAAUAGUGUGACUAUAGUGAAAGAGAUGAGGCAACAAGAAGGAGAGAUGGCGGAGGAGACAGUGGAACAGGUGGAGGUUUCAGACGAGGGAUUGAAAGAGGGUAAAGGAGGUUUAGAGGAGAGGAAACGACAAGCUUUGAAGGAAGGGUUGCCAGAGGGGCUUGAUGAAAGGAGAGGAGAGAAGAGGAAGAAGAAGGUGACUAUAGUGACACAGGAUGACAGUCUUCCAGAUGAACUAGAGCAGAAAGCAUCUGAGAAGUUGUCAGAGGACCAGAAAGGGGGGCAUUUUUAUAAAGAGGGACAACUUAUGGUGAAAUUCAAUGAACUAUUCGCGGCAGAGAAGUUAGGGUUACCGAUAGUUACGAUUCAGCAGAAGAUCGCAUACGAGGAGUGGCUCCAAGAACAGGAGAAGGUCAGGGAGGAGAAACAGGAGGAGAGAGUGGAACAGGUGAAGGUUUCAGACGAGGGAUUGAAAAAGGUGGAAGGAGGUCUAGAGGAUAGGAUGCGGCAGAUGUUGGAGGAAAGGUUGCCAAAGGGAGUUGAAGAAAUGAGAGGAGAGCAGACUGUGAAGAAAACCAAGAAAACAGUGAGAAUAACAGAAGGAAAGACACAGGAUGAUCGUCUUCAAGAUGAGCUGAGAGCACACGAGAAGACAUCAGAGGACCAGAUUGGUGGUCAUUUUUAUAAAGAGGGGCAACUUAUGGUGAAAUUCUAUGCACUAUUUGGGGAGGAAGAUCAUUUGCAGCAGAAGGACACACGAAAGGAGAGGCUCCAAGAACUGAAAGAGGUGGAAGGUUUAGAGGAGAGGAUGCGACAGGUUUUGGAGAAAGGGUUGCCAGAGGGGCUUGAGGAAAGGAGAGUUGAGAAAAGCAAGAAAAUGGUGAGGAUAGUGGAAGAAAUGACGAGAACACAAAAGACACUGGAGGAAAAGUCAUCAGAGGACAUUUUGUCAGAGGAAAAGCUGGGAGAUGGUUUCUAUACAGAGGGGGAAGUGUUGGUGAAAUUCAGAGAGGUGGUGGAGAGGGUUCAACAGAGAAUCAGACAAACUGAGAAGCCCCAAGAAGAAGACGAGGAGGUAAUGGAAGUGAAUAUGCAGCCAUCCCAGCCAGAAGACAAGGAUGAUUGGGUUGUUCUGCUGGACAGCCUCCCACAACAGACCCUUUAUAAGCCUCCAGUCAUGCCAGUCGACUCAGCUCCGGUGCCUGUGGCCUCCACAAGAUUCUCUGUGGUGUUAGUAGACACGGUCGAGCAUAGAGCACCAGAGAGGGAAUGCAUUGAGGUGGAGGCCACACAGCAACAGCCUGAAAGGGGAUUGGUGGAAGGACAGAGACCGUGGCAAAUACAGGAAGAUGAUUGGUUUAUGCUCUUGGACCUGGCUGAUCGUGUUCCUUCAGGGAUACCAACCACACCAGUUUCAGCUUCUUUGGAAGUGCAAGUUCAGGUGUACGUAGAGGAAACCAUCUCUUCCAUGGUUAAAGUGAUGACAGUAGAGCAGAGAGAGGAGACCACGGUGACUGUAGUGGAGGAGAUGGAGUUACAGCAAGAGGAGAGACAUCUGGAGCAGAAACCAUCACAGUCACAGAGAGAGGUGGAAGAUGACUGGUUUGUUCUGCUGGAUGUUGUUCCCAGAGAACCAUCUGUGAUUCCGUCAGGUAUUUCCCUUCUGUGGAAGAGUGUAUUCCGGUAUAUACUGAAAAAAGCGUCUCCAGCGUCUCCUGUGGUUGAAGUGACGACAGUAGAGCAGAGAGAGGAGAGAAGGAUGACUGUAGUGGAAGAGAAGCAAGAGGAGAGACGUCAAGAAGAAUUUAUACUUCCACCACAGCCAUCAAGAGAGAUAGACGAUGACUGGUGUGUGCUACUGGAUGUCAUUCCCAGAGAAACAUCCUAUAUACCACCAGUCGCUCCAGCAGAGCCAACACUGGUUUCUCCAGAUGUGGCCAGCCCUGUGGUUGAGGUAAAGGCUGAAGAGCAGAAGCCAGUGGUGGUUCUGGUGGAGGAGACGAGGCCACAACAUAAACAGGAAGUAGAGGAGUGGCAGCGACAACCAGAGAGAGAUGAUGAUUGGUUUACACUGUUUGAUGAUGUCCAUGAGGAGCCGAUCAUUGUACCACCAGUUGCUCUUCGUGAGCGUACUCCGGUAUAUCCAGAUUUAAGCCAGACCACCUCCGUGGUAGAAGUGACAACCGUAGAAAAGAGAAUCAAGAAGACAGUGACUAUUGUUGGAGAGAGGUGGGGACAGCAAGAGGAGACACUCCAGUCAGAGAUGAUCAUCUCAGAGCAGAGACCACCACCAGCAGCAGAGAGAGAGGAGGGAGAUGACUGGUCUAUUCUGUUGGAUGCCGUCCGUGAAGAACCUGCUGGGGUUCCACCAGUUUCUCUGGCUGUUAGCGAUAGGGUAGACCCAGAGGUUGUGCCAACCAAAGAGCCGACCAUUGAGCCUGAACCAAGAGUGUCUGUGGUGGAAGCAGUCAGAUCAUUUCCUGAAGGAGUUGCCCUGGAGGGUAAAGCAACACAACCGCAGAUAGAGCUGGAUGAUGAUUGGUUUUUGCUGCUGGAUGUUGCCCCUAAAGUAGCAGCUGCACCAGUGGUGGUGAUUUACCCUGAUGUGAGCACCACAGCUGUUACCGUGGUGGAGGAGACAGUGGAACAGAAACCACAGAAGACCGUGAGGAUGGUGGAAGAGACUGUUAAGAUGGAGGAGGGGCCUGUGGUAACACCUAGAGAAGUGGAUGAUGAUUGGUUUGUGCUUUGGGACCCCGCUCCCUCCGAGAUACUGACCACACCCACGGCCUUCCCCAUAGACAGAGAGGUUAUAGAGCAGGUACCCCGGAGAACAGUGAUUGUGGUGGACGAAACUAGGAAACCCCAUAGAGUGGUGGAGGACAGACGUAAACAGGAGGUUGCACUGGUGCAAACACUGCCUCCCCAAGAGAGAGGGGAGGGUGAUGAUUGGUUCAUGCUCCUUGAAGCCUCUCGUCAAGAGCCUGUGAAGAUGCCAACAGUUGCUGUGGUAACUAGACCUGCCCCUGUGGUUGACGUGAUGGUGACGAGCACAGAGCCGAGAACCCAGAAAAGGGUGACGAUAGUGGAGGAGAGGUGGAGAGAGGAGAGGACCCUGCAGCAGAGACUGCCUCAGACACAGACACAGAGAGAGGUGGACGAUGAUUGGUUUGUCCUGCUGGAUGCUGCCCCUAAAGAAUCAGUUGCUCUUCGAGAGCGUCUCCAGGUCUAUCCAGACAUAACGUCUGUGGUCAAAGGUCCAGCCGCUCAGCCCAAACCCAGAGUGGUGGUUGCUGAGGAGAAGAGACCACUGUUUGAGAGGAGGAUUCUGGAGGAGAGACCAGCACAACCCCAGAGAGAUGAGGAUGAUGAUUGGUUUGUGUUGCUGGAUAAAGAAUCGGGUACAGUGGUGGGCACCCACAAGGCCACCCGUCCGGUCAGCGCCCCAGUCUUUUCCCAGGCAGCCCUGAUGGAGGCGGGGAUCCCCAUGGCCCCCCUGGACCUCCAGCAGCCCCAGACCUCCACCCCCAUCAGGCUGCCAGCCCGCCAGGAGGACAGGAAGCUGGAGGUCACUAUGGAGGCGGUGGACGAGGGCUCAGCCGAGGUCAAGUCUGAGCAGACGGACACUGAGGAGCCGGUGCGAAUAAGGAAGAAAAGAGCUAAGAGAACUGAGGGUGACUCAAUUUAUAUCAGACAUAGCCUUUUAAUGUUGGAGGACUUUGAUAAGCCCCAGGAGGAUCUGAUCAGGCACCAUAGCAGUAUCAGUGAGCUGAAGAGGAACUUCAUGGCGUCUGUCCCAGAGUCCCAGGGGCCCACCGAAUGGGACAAGCGCCUGUCCACUCACUCCCCCUUCCGCAGCCUGGGCAUCAACGGACAGCCCCUGCCCGGUGCCGACGAGGGCCAUCGGGGGGGCCCAGCCCUGCUAGGAGCACAGAAACUGGGCCUUAUGGGGUUGACUCCAAAUUCCCAUGAUGCACCAGGGGUGGUGGGGCCAUGUGAUCAGGGGGAUGAGGAGGAGCGUGUUAGCUCUGGGAUCACCACCAGCCACGUACCCAUCGUUGAGGUGGAGAGGGCACAGCUGCCCCACUCCUAUCAACUCCAGCGUACAGUGCUGGAGGAGGAGGAGGAGGAGGAGGAGGAGGAGGAGCCGUCAGACCCAGGGUCGAGGGGGGAGCAGUCUGGGAGGAUAACUGGAGCCUUCCACACCUCCUAUUUCGUGAGCGGUGUUCCCCAUGUCAUACGCUGUUUCCAGCCCCCUCUGGUGCAGACCCAGACGGUCACCAUCACAGACGUGUCCAACUCCCUUCCUACCGACGUCUCCACUAAGGAUGUCCCUAUCAUUCAGACCCAGACAAAGACUAUCACCUACGAGUCUGCAGAGGUGUCAGUUGACGGGUCAGACGGGGAGAAAGAGGCCACAGCACUGAGCAGCAUUCAGACCAUUACCUCAGAGACCAGCAGGGAAACCAGUGGCACCUCCAUCACUACCACCACCACUCACAUCUCCAAGGUGGUGAAAGGAGGAGCGUCAGAGACCAGAGUGGAGAAGAGGAUCGUCAUCACUGCCGACUCAGAGGCUGACCAGGGAAGCGACGGCGGAGCAACAGCAAUGUGAUUCAGCCCAACACACAGUCAGAGAGCAGCCCUCUGGAUCUGAUGCUCAAGACACCAGAGACUUCUAGUACAGGGGACCAAAUGACUAACCUCAUUAUCCCAGAGCCACUCCCACCUCCUCAACCCAUACUGACAUUGUGUCCAGACUGGUCCCCUCUAGAACCACUGUGGUUACAUCCCAAAUGGCACCCCUUAUUCUGUAUAUAGUGCACUACUUUUGACCAGAGCCCUGGUCAAAAGUAGUGCACUAUAAAGGGAACUAUGGUGCCAUUUGGGACGCAUCCUGUGUCUCCCUGCCUAGUGGGAUAUGAACAGGCCAGGGAGAAAGCCUAUCGUGUCCUCUCUUUCCACAGUGCUGUUCUGACUGCAUGGUGGCUUCAUUUUGGUCUAUUCCACUCAAAUCUCAUAUUUCGCCAAAUUACUCAUUUUUUUAUUGUAGUAGGAAAGAUAAACAUACCUUUUUCAGUUCUAAGAUCAUUUAGGUAAUUUGCUUUUAAAUGUUUAUUUACAACAUAUUUUUCUGUUGUUUUUAUUGCUUGACAACUACUGUAUAAUUCAGUUUAAAGGUAGAUUCAGAGAUAUGACGUAGAUGCAAGUAAACAGCAUAGUGGGUCAAUUUCCGCAAAACAACUAAGAGCAUUGAAGCGCGAGGCUCAACUUCUCCACUGU